CUUGGCUGAGUCUUGAGCUUUCUGGGUGCAGGUGCACCAAGCCCGUCUGUCUGUCCGCAUUUCAUCUUGUCUUGUCUUGUCUUGCCUUCCGGAAUAGUCCCAUGAAUGAGUCCGCCUCAAACCAUACCAACUCCUCUUCCCGAGGGUUCGGCUACCGGCUACAGUACAGCGCUUUGCUGGUCUCAGCUGGGGGUGGAAACUCCUGGAACUGGGGGAUGCCUCUUGUUUCGCGUGAGCAUGGCUGGGGGCUGGUUAUGUGACAUGGAUGGGAAAGUUUGUUCGAGAAGGAAGUCUCUAGUCGCAGGCACAAUCACUCUAUUCCUGCUGGCAUGCGGACUCCCGGUGUCCGGACCUGCACAACGUGCUCCAGGCUGGCGGUUUGCGCCGUCUCAAGCUUGUUACGCAACACCGGUAUCGUUGAGACUGGUGUCGCAGGGACUUGGAAUGUCAUUGCUGGCACUCUCGAGCGGCGGGUAGGAUGGGCAGGAAUCCACACGACUGUACAUAU
This is a messenger RNA of Aspergillus aculeatinus CBS 121060, 508 nucleotides long. RefSeq lists its product as uncharacterized. Bases 106 to 477 code for a protein of 123 amino acids. The transcript has a single exon. The record is from RefSeq and is a predicted model, not a curated record. NCBI's taxonomy places the organism in Eukaryota, Fungi, Ascomycota, Eurotiomycetes, Eurotiales, Aspergillaceae.